Molecule: messenger RNA, 1068 nt
Organism: Scedosporium apiospermum
Lineage: Eukaryota; Fungi; Ascomycota; Sordariomycetes; Microascales; Microascaceae
Exons: 4
Coding region: 1-1068 (355 amino acids)
Biological process (GO): late endosome to vacuole transport via multivesicular body sorting pathway
Cellular component (GO): multivesicular body
Source: RefSeq, a predicted model, not a curated record
AUGGAACAAAUCCCAGCUGCGCUGAAGCAAGCCGAGAUAGCUCGGCUGGAGCAGUUGAAAACAGAACAUCCCGAUGACGACGCCAUAAGCGAUGAUGCGGCGGGACAAGCUUAUGUAGAGCAGUUCGCCCAGCAAACGUUUGACAGGGGAGAGAAAGUCCUCCUAGCCAACAAGGUUACGAGACAAACAGCGGAUACGUUUGAUGCAGCUGCAACAUUCUUCCAGCUUAUUAGCAUCUGGGAAACACCGGACGAAGAAACGCAAAAGAAGAUCAAGUACGCCAAGUGGAACGCCGCACGCAUCCUCCGAGCCAUCAAAGAGGGCAAGGACCCGAACGAGUCGAAUCCGGUGCGCCAGGAAGAGGAGCUAGAAGCCGAGGACGCAGUCAGCCCCGGUCUGCCAGAAGUAGGGACGCCAGUUCCUCUUGAGCAUCCCGCAGGCCAGCCCUCACCUCCACCGAAACUCCCAUUCGAUCCCGCGGCGAGCGUCCUGCCCUCGCGCCCCCUUCCCCGUCUCCACCAGCAACCACCGCCCGACUUUACGCCGCCAUCUCCCAUCCAUCCUCAGGAACGAAUACCGUCUCCGUACUCUCGCGUGAGCGUCUCUCCUGCGAACUCUGGCCCGUCACUGCCUCCGGCUCAAACUCCUCCCCCACCUAGCGCUCCCGCCCCCAUCUCCCCACGAGCGGGACCAGGCCCUCACCCUCUCCAUUUCUCUGCACCGCCCGACUCUCACCACAUACAGCCCCCGACUCAACCCCAGCUACCGUUCCCCGGUCCUAGCAUUAUCCCAGCACCUUCCCCACACCAGCACGUCCCGUCCGCCCCGGCGUGGCCACCGGCGCCGGGCCCUCAAACCCACGGCUAUCCUGCGCACCCGCCCCCGACGAGCCAUCCUCUCGCUUACGCACAUCACCCUCCGCCGCCGCAGCCUCCCGUCAUUGAUGAGGUCAAGAUUGCCGAGGCGCAGAAACAUGCUAAGUGGGCUAUCUCGGCACUCAACUUUGAUGAUGUGCCUACGGCGGUGAAGGAGUUGAGAAAGGCGUUGGAGUCGUUGGGCACUCAGUAG